Molecule: messenger RNA, 3486 nt
Organism: Spirodela intermedia
Lineage: Eukaryota; Viridiplantae; Streptophyta; Magnoliopsida; Alismatales; Araceae
Source: the annotation of a GenBank genome assembly
AUGGGCGAGGAGCGGCGGAAGGCUGGGAAGGACGGGGAGAGCUCGGAGGAGGAGUGGAGUGUCGACGAACGGCGGCGAGAGGGGAGCGUGGAGGACAGAAGGCGGCGGGAGAGUCGGAGGUCGGAGAAGGGAGUCGAAGGAAAGCGCCGGGAGAGCAAGAGAUGGGAGAGGGAGAGGAGUUCAGAGGACAGGCACCGCGACAAUCGGAGAUCGGAGAGGGAGAAGAGUCCUGCGGACAGGCAGCGAGAGAGCCGGAGGUCGGAAAGGGAGAGGAGCGUGGACGAGAAGAACAAGGAGAAUCACCGCCGGUCGGAGAGAGAGAAACGCCGGGACAGGGACAAGCACCGGGAAGAUCGCCAGAAGGAGAAGGAGAAGGAGAGAGAGGUGGAGCGGGAGAGAUCUACGGAGAAGGAGAAGGCCAGAGAGAGGGAGAGGGAAAGAGAGCGAGAAAGAGAAAGGGAAGAGAGGGAGAGGGAGAAGGAGAGGGAAAGAAGAAAGGAACAAGAGAGGGAGAGAGCAAGAGAAAGAGAAGAGAGAUACAGGGCGAGGGAGAGAGAACGGGAGAGGAAGAAGGAAAAGGAGAGGGAGAGAGGAAGCGAGAAGUCCCGUGAGAAACGGAGGGAUUUGGAUGGGAACGAGGAGAAAGAUAGUGAAGAUAUUAGGGACCACGAUCGUAAGCGGCGAAGAAGAGAGGAGGAUUCCCGGGACAGUGAAGAAGGCAGUAGGAGAAAAAGGAGCGAAGAGGAAUCCGAUGCAAUGGAGAAGAAAAAGACUCGUGAAGAGGAUCUUGAGGAAGAGCAGAGGAAAUUAGAUGAGGAGAUGGAUAAACGGAGGCGGAGGGUCCAGGAAUGGCAGGAGCUUAGAAGGAAGGAGGAGAAGGAAAGGGAAAAGAACGGUGAGGUCAAUAACGAAGAGCACCCUGAAUCUGGUAAAACGUGGACCCUAGAGGGAGAUUCAGACGAUGAUGAGACCCUCCCUGCCCCAAAGAUGGAGAAGUAUGCAGCUCUUGGCGAGGAUUCUAAACCUGGAGAUGAUGAGCGGGACAACAUGGCGGUAGACUUGGAUAAUGCUACUCCAGCCACUGAAGGUGGCGGUGUUGAUGCCGAGGAGGAAGUUGACCCCCUUGAUGCUUUCAUGAAUUCUCUGCAAUUACCUGAAGAUGUCGAAAAGACUGAUGCUCCAGGUAUGUCUCAGAAACCUAGUGAUAAAGAAGAGAACCUUGACAAAGGCUCCUUAAAAAAAAGUACCAAUCCCAGUGUGCCGAAGAGAAACAAGAAAAAUGUGAUGGGUAGAAUCAUUCAGGGCGACGAGUCAGAUUCUGAUUAUGGUGAUGUUGAAAAUGAUGAAGUUGCACUUGAAGAUGAAGAUGACGACGAAUUCAUGAAGAGGGUGAAGAAGACAAAGGUCGAGAAGCUAUCAAUCGUCGACCAUUCAAAAAUUCAGUACCUUCCAUUUCGCAAAAGUUUCUAUAUUGAGGUUAAGGAAAUUUCAAGGAUGACCCCUGCUGAUGUUUCUGCACAUAGGAAAGAACUCGAGUUGAAGAUUCAUGGUAAGGACGUGCCCAAGCCUGUGAAGACUUGGAACCAAACUGGUUUGACAAGCAAGGUCUUGGAUACGAUCAAGAAGCUCAAUUAUGAGAAACCCAUGCCUAUUCAGGCUCAAGCUUUGCCUAUAAUCAUGAGCGGGCGAGACUGCAUAGGCAUUGCAAAGACAGGUUCAGGUAAAACCUUAGCCUUUGUAUUGCCCAUGCUGAGGCACAUUAAAGAUCAGCCACCAGUCGUGUCUGGGGAUGGUCCAAUUGGGCUCAUUAUGGCUCCCACAAGGGAGCUAGUCCAGCAGAUUCACAGUGAUAUCAAGAAGUUCGCCAAGGUUGUGGGUCUAACCUGUGUGGCAGUAUACGGCGGUUCUGGUGUGGCUCAGCAGAUCAGCGAUUUGAAACGGGGUACAGAGAUUGUUGUCUGUACUCCUGGUAGAAUGAUCGAUAUACUUUGUACAAGCAGUGGGAAGAUUACAAACCUUCGUAGAGUCACCUAUUUGGUUAUGGAUGAAGCUGACAGAAUGUUUGACAUGGGAUUCGAACCCCAGAUUACCAGAAUAAUUCAAAACACAAGACCAGACAGGCAGACUGUGCUUUUCUCGGCCACUUUUCCUCGCCAGGUUGAGGUACUCGCAAGGAAAGUGUUGAAUAAGCCCGUUGAGAUCCAGGUGGGAGGAAGGAGUGUUGUCAACAAAGAUAUCACUCAAUUAGUCGAAGUGAGACAAGAAAGCGAAAGGUUCUUGCGCCUGCUGGAGCUCCUUGGCGAGUGGUAUGAGAAGGGAAAGAUCCUUGUGUUCGUUCACUCGCAGGACAAGUGCGAUUCUUUGUUCAAAGAUUUGCUGAGGCAUGGAUACCCUUGCCUCUCACUUCACGGGGCCAAGGAUCAAACCGACCGUGAAUCCACCAUCGCUGAUUUUAAGAGCAAUGUCUGCAACCUGCUGAUCGCCACCAGCAUUGCGGCUAGAGGGCUGGAUGUGAAGGAGCUUGAGCUGGUGGUGAACUAUGAUGUUCCCAACCAUUAUGAAGACUAUGUCCAUCGUGUUGGUCGGACCGGUAGAGCGGGUCGAAAGGGUUGCGCGGUCACAUUCAUUUCAGAGGAAGAGGAAAGGUAUGCAACGGAUCUUGUGAAGGCUUUGGAGCUCUCUGAGCAGGCAGUUCCUGAAGAUCUCAAGGCUCUAGCUAAUGCUUUCAUGGCGAAGGUGAACCAGGGAACAGAGCAAGCCCAUGGAACUGGGUAUGGUGGGAGCGGGUUUAAGUUCAACGAAGAGGAGGAUGAAGCAAGAAGGGCAGCAAAGAAAGCCCAGGCAAGAGAAUACGGCUUUGAGGAAGACAAGUCAGACUCUGAUUCUGAAGAUGAGGGAAUCCAGAAAGCUGGUGGCGAUCUCGCUCAGGCUGCUGCCCUCGCUCAAGCUGCCGCCCUAGCCGCAGCUUCAAAGGCUGCCAUUGGCACUUCUCCUGUGGCUGCCCAGUUGCUCAGCACAACGGGGCUCCCAUUGAUUCCCGCUGCGGCCAGCUUAGCCUCUGCCGUGACGGGUCCUCUCUCUGCCCUUCCCGGUGAUGCUGCCGCCAGGGCGGCAGCCCUAGCUGCUGCCAUGAACCUGCAGCACAAUCUUGCCAAGAUACAAGCCGAUGCCAUGCCAGAACACUACGUUGCAGAAUUUGAGAUCAACGACUUUCCUCAGAACGCCCGCUGGAAGGUCACCCACAAGGAGACCCUCGGUCCAAUCUCUGAGUGGACGGGAGCGGCGAUCACUACCCGAGGUCAGUAUUACCCCCCGGGUAAAAUCCCUCCCCAAGGGGAGCGCAAGCUCUAUCUCUUCAUCGAAGGCCCGACCGAAUCGUCCGUCAAGAAGGCUAAAGCCGAGAUCAAAAGAGUCCUCGAGGACUGCACCGCCCAGGCUUUGUCUCUCCCAAGUUCUUCGCAGCCGGGGAAGUAUUCCGUCGUCUGA